AUGGCAAAUAAAAUCCCAUUCUCACUAGAGAAGCUACUUGUAGCUCAAGAUAUGCUCAACAUACCUCAAGGUUCCCGCAUGAGUAUUAUCAUGGAAGAGACUUUGAAAAAAUGUGAAAGUCCAGUUAUCAGUGGCGAAACAAGAUUUUGUGCAACCUCAAUGGAAUCUAUGAUAGACUAUAGUACUGCAAAACUUGGAAGUAAUGAUUUGAAUGUAUUGGUUACAAAUCUUCCCAUCAAUUUCAAUUCUGAAAAUCAUCAAUACUCUGUCACCGCUUUGUUUGCUGAAACCAAUUCUAGUUCCAAGCAUGUUAUUUGCCACAACUUAAUGUAUCCAUAUGGUAUAUACAUGUGUCAUGAGGCUAAAGGAACCGAGAUCUUUGAAAUAUCUCUCAGUGGCCCAAGGACAUAUGGAAGCUCUAUACCAGUGAAGGCAAUAUGUCAUGCAGACACUAGUGGUUGGAAUCCAGAGCAUGCAGCCUUCGUGGCAUUGAACGUGAAACCAGGCGAGGAAGGAAUCUGCCAUUUCAUGCUUGAAGGAACUAUUGCAUGGCUACUUGCCAACUGA
This is a messenger RNA of Cryptomeria japonica (Japanese cedar), 567 nucleotides long. Its product is annotated as BURP domain protein RD22-like. The coding region runs from base 1 to 567 and encodes 188 amino acids. The record is from RefSeq and is a predicted model, not a curated record. The transcript has a single exon. NCBI's taxonomy places the organism in Eukaryota, Viridiplantae, Streptophyta, Pinopsida, Cupressales, Cupressaceae.